AUGGCGUCAGCAUUGACUCACAUCGGAGCAACGCGUCUCGCCACCAUUCGUCCAGAGCCCACCGCCACUCUCAGAACUCCCGCGAGCCAGCCUUCGUCCUUAACAUGGUUACCACCAGCCGGUAUACGCCACUCUGUGUCGCGAGUUUCCGCUGAUCUCGUCGGCGGGCGCGGGCCCAGUCACGGCUGGCCGCACGGAGGCAACCGCUCGGCGCGCUUAGAGGUGACGGCGAGGGCGGGAGGCGCGCGGCCGCGGCCCGCUGGUGCGCGGCCGUCGCAACGGCCGCCGAUGAGACGGCAGCAGCAACAGACGGAGGAUAAGGACGGACCGCUGAUGAACAGUGAUAUCAGGGUGCCCACGCUGCGGCUGCUGGCAGAGGACCAGGCUCUGCUGGGGAUAGUAUCGAGAGAGGAGGCGCUCUCCAAGGCCCGAGAGGCGGGGCUUGACCUGGUGAUGAUAGCAGCGGAUGCCAAGCCGCCUGUGGCACGAAUCAUGGACUACAGCAAGUUCCGGUACGAGCAGCAGAAGAAGAAGCGCGAGCAGCAGAAGAAGGCUGCUGCCAGCCGCCAGGAGCUCAAGGAACUCAAGAUGCGGUACAACAUUGACACGGGGGACUACAACGUGCGCCUCAAGCAGGCGCUCAAAUUCCUGCACGAUGGCGAUAAGGUGAAGCUGACGGCGCAGUUCAGAGGGCGCGAGAUGGAGUUCAAGGAGCUGGGGGUGAAGCUCUUUGAGAAGUUCCAACACGACGUCGCUGAGCUGGCGAUCGUGGAGUCGAAGGCGCAUCUGGAGGGGCGGUCGAUGCACAUGGUACUGGCGCCCAACAAGGCCGUGCUGCAGCGCAUGGCUGCCGCCGAGGAAAAGAGCCGGCGGGCGGCGGAAAGGAGCAAGCGUGCCGAGACGCGUGGAGUGGUGUCUGGGAGUGAGAGUGACGGGGGGGAGAGUGGGGGGGAGAGUGAUGGGGAGAGCGAUGGGGAGGAGGUGGUGGAGGUUGUGAAAGAGAAAAGUGGGCGGCAAUAG
Messenger RNA from Closterium sp. NIES-65, 1020 nucleotides. The record is from the annotation of a GenBank genome assembly. Lineage: Eukaryota; Viridiplantae; Streptophyta; Zygnematophyceae; Desmidiales; Closteriaceae.